Gallus gallus (chicken) is the source of this 861-nucleotide messenger RNA. RefSeq lists its product as uncharacterized. NCBI's taxonomy places the organism in Eukaryota, Metazoa, Chordata, Aves, Galliformes, Phasianidae. The coding region runs from base 39 to 680 and encodes 213 amino acids. The transcript is spliced from 4 exons. The record is from RefSeq and is a predicted model, not a curated record.
AGUAACUCCUCUGUUCUUGCCUUUAGGUUUGGAGGCACAUGCCUGCCAGCAUGGACGGAGGCCUGGGUGGGGACCUGGAGACCUCAUCGCCCACGCGGCCAUCAUCUCGGCCCAGUUCCCCAGCCCCGGGCCCCAGUACUCCAUCCCGGGGACAACAGGUUAUGUGGGCCACAGCCCCACCAAAGCCCGUGCCCCCGCCUACACGUUUAGAGGGACCAAACCGCCUGCGGCAGGGAGCUGCGGGCCAGGUCCCUGCUACUUUGUGGAGCCCGCCAUCACCAGGAACGGGAAGUACGUGGCUCGCGGCGCCCAGCUCCGGGGACGACCCGCUGACGAAGACCACCGUCACUCCCGGACCAACGGCAAUUCUGCAGCUCUUGAGAAGACCCUUUCCUCGGGACAGUGCCUGUGCGGUUGCAGAAGAAGAAGACCGGCGCUUCACGGCUUUCUUCCUCUUCUCUUCCGCCCCAGGUGACUACCGCACCGAGGCAGCCAACAGGCACGUCUUCAAGUGCCCACCCGGUGCAGUCCAUGGCCUUCCGGCGGGAGCCCCUCCGGACAGACCACCCUCCAGGUCCUGGCACCUACACGCUGCCCAGGCUGAUGGGGCCCAACACAGUCUACACAUCGGCCAGCCCCUGCUACUCUGUGAGGGGAAGGAGCCAGCGAGGUCGGUUUGACGAAGACCUUGCCAAGGUGAGCUCUGCCGCUCCUCUUUUCCGCGUUAGCAUCCGAACCUGGGCUGCUCCCCCUGUGCCACAGGGGCUUCCAAGCCUGCUGCAACUUUGCUUAACGCAGACUGCCGGGGAAAGAGAGAGCCUUGAAUGUGACCCCAGCCCUGUAUGGUCGUGACUCUCUUGC